Messenger RNA from Penicillium salamii, 564 nucleotides. The record is from the annotation of a GenBank genome assembly. Lineage: Eukaryota; Fungi; Ascomycota; Eurotiomycetes; Eurotiales; Aspergillaceae.
AUGACCCUCCAAGAAGAGAUCACCUCCCUCACCACCCUCCCCCUACCAGAAGCCAUCCAAAAGAUCGCCAACCUAGCCCCCGACCUAACAUCCACCUUCCUCCCCAAAUACGGCUACUGGGUGACCCACCCCAACCACGAAGGCCCAGGCGACCUCAACGAUCUGGGUCGGAUCUGGCUAAACCUAGGCUACAGAUGCCACAGCGAGCACGCCCCGCUUCAAAUCCGACUAAUCCACCAAUCGAUGGACGAUGUCUUCUUCGAAAUCUACGGGGCCACCUACGAUAUUUUGAAAAAGGGUCUUGCGGACGGGACGAUUGCGACACCCGUUUUCGACGACAGUCUGGGGUGUUCCUGUUGUAGGGGCGAGCCUGAUGCGACCAUAUUGGCGGGCUUUCAUGAGAAUAAGGCGCUGUAUUUUGAUGUGGAGGAGUAUCGGGCUUUGUGGGGGGAUCAUCCUAAUCGGGGGGAGAGGAUUGGGGCGGAUAGUCAUGCUGUGGCGGCUAGUAGGGAGCAGGUGGAGGAGGCUAUUGCAAGGGAGACUGGGAUUGUGAGUAUGCUUUGA